Molecule: messenger RNA, 1553 nt
Organism: Bombus huntii
Lineage: Eukaryota; Metazoa; Arthropoda; Insecta; Hymenoptera; Apidae
Product: methyltransferase-like protein 17, mitochondrial
Exons: 9
Coding region: 105-1502 (465 amino acids)
Biological process (GO): translation
Cellular component (GO): mitochondrial small ribosomal subunit
Molecular function (GO): methyltransferase activity; structural constituent of ribosome
Source: RefSeq, a predicted model, not a curated record
UUAAUGGCAUUAAAGUUAGUACGUCCUUAUAUUAUAAAUGUUAAUAUUUUAUAUACAGUUCUUUAACUGAUAAAAAACCAAAAUUAAGAAAUAAGAUUAUCAUCAUGUCAACAAGACUAGCUUUUUCGGGAUAUAAACAAAUGCGAUGGUUCUCAACAAAACAAAGAAUGAAAGUUAUAGAUGCUGUGAAUGAAUUAAUUUCAAAUGAUAGACUUAAACAUAAACAACAUCCAGGUAUAUUAAAACCUAGACAAGUAGAGCAACCAAGUUGGCUUGCAGAUGCAGUUCGAGACAUUCUAUAUGAUAGAACCAUUUCAUUACAAGGCAUAUGUGCAAGCAGUCAAAAAUUAGCAGCGCAUCUAUAUAAUCGACAGCCUCCACCAGAAAAGAAAGAUGUUCGUUUGAAAAUGAAAGAAGUUCAGUCAAGACUUAACCAACAUGAAAUGCAAGAUUUAAAUAACGAUGAUAAAUUUGAAAACCCAGAAGCUAAAAGGCUUCUUAAAACUAUUCUUUAUAAUUGGGCGCCAAUUCAUUAUGAUACCUACACAAGCUUAUCAUAUUUAGUUAAUAGAAGUAUGCCUGAAUAUUCUGUUUUGUAUAAAAUUUUCAACGAAAUUGUUAAUAACGAUAAAAAUUUCACGCCGAAGACAUUAUUUGAUUUUGGUUCGGGUACUGGAACAGUUAUGUGGGCAGCCUCAAAAUUCUGGGUUAAUUCUAUUAAGGAGUAUUAUUGUGUUGAUAUUUCUAAAGAUAUGCAUGAAUUAUCUGAAUACCUUAUGAAAAGAGCUAUACCACAAGUUAAACCAAUGCAUAUUUUCUAUCGACAAUUUUUUCCUGCGUCUCCAAUUCCAACUUACGAUAUUGUAGUGAGUGCUUACUCUUUAUUGGAAUUACCACAUCAAAUGUCUCGUCUUGAAACAAUUUCAAAAUUAUGGCGUAAAACAGAACAAUAUUUGAUUAUUAUAGAACAAGGAACGAAUGUUGGAUUCAGACUAGUUAACGAAGCACGAGAAUUUAUACUGAAUUCUAAAAAAGCCCAUGGUGCUCAUGUAUUUUCACCUUGCCCUCACGAUACAGUGUGUCCUAGAUAUACGACGGAUGACACUCCUUGUAAUUUUGAAAUUACUUAUCCAACAUUACCUAUUGGUGGAACCUCGAUGUAUAAACGUGAACGUUACUCGUAUGUGGUACUCAAAAAAGGUAACCGUCCCGAAAAUGAUUGUAAAUGGCCUCGAAUUGUCAGAGAAGUAUUGAAACGUUCCAAACAUGUUAUAUGCCGUAUGUGUACAUCUUCGGGAAAAUUAGAAGAACAAAUUUUUACCACAUGGAAAAAUGGAAAAAAUACAUAUCGUUGUGCAAGGAGUAGCGAAUGGGGUGAUCGUCUACCUUUCGAAUUCGUAGAAGUAGAGGAAGAAGAAAAGGUAGAGGAAGAAGAAAAAGUAAAGGAAGAAGAAAAAGUAGAGCAAGAAGAAGGAAUAGAAAAAGAGAAAGAACAUAUAUAAAAUAAUUUAUGUGUAAUUUAGUCACUGCACAAUAAAAAAUAUUUUAUUAUA